AUGGCUUUUCUUGCCGAAGAUCGCAUGCUCUUCCGCCAUGAAUGGGGCACAGCAACAUACGACGAACAAUUGGCUCGAGCAAGAAGAUCAGAGAUGGACGAAGAAAGUGGAUCGAGCUCUUCUACGACUGUUAUGGAUCUAAGCGAGGCGAAAAAAGCACAACUAUCUACCAAAAAGACAAUCCCACUUUAUAUUGGAUUCACAACCGGAUUCUGCGGCAGCUUUACAAGCUAUUCAACCUUCAUAAGAGAUGUAUUGUUGGCUCUAUCAGACAAUGAAUUUGAAUUGCCCACCACACAACAAUCUGGAAGUUACUCAUUCAUAGCAAUGCUAGCAGUCAUCAUCACUACGGUCUGCUUGACCUUAUCAGCUCUACAUCAUGGCGCACAUUUAGCUAUCGGUACGGAAAAGUGUAUCCCGCCUCUCCCUUUUCGUCUUAUUCGAAAGUUCUUGGACAGGGUCCUUGUUGUUCUUGCAUGGGGCAGCUGGGUUGGUGUUACCGUAUUAUCCAUAAUGCCACCGGACAUAAAUUGGAGUGAGAAGGCCUCUGCGCUUGUAUUCGCUCCCGUUGGAUGUCUAGCCAGGUUUUACCUCUCGUUAUACCUCAAUGGAAAGGUUUCAUCAUUUCCUUUGGGAACGUUCCUGGCUAACGUGCUCGGUACUGCAGUCCUUGGCAUGUCGUGGGAUAUUACUCACAGCGCUUCCGUAGGCAUAGUUGGCUGCCAAGUUUUACAGGGAAUAGAAGAUGGAUUCUGUGGGUGCCUCACAACAAUUUCUACUUGA
Messenger RNA from Trichoderma virens Gv29-8, 783 nucleotides. RefSeq lists its product as uncharacterized. Gene Ontology annotation, cellular component: membrane. The coding region runs from base 1 to 783 and encodes 260 amino acids. The transcript has a single exon. Gene Ontology annotation, biological process: fluoride transmembrane transport. NCBI's taxonomy places the organism in Eukaryota, Fungi, Ascomycota, Sordariomycetes, Hypocreales, Hypocreaceae. The record is from RefSeq and is a predicted model, not a curated record. Gene Ontology annotation, molecular function: fluoride transmembrane transporter activity.